Molecule: messenger RNA, 1524 nt
Organism: Pseudoliparis swirei
Lineage: Eukaryota; Metazoa; Chordata; Actinopteri; Perciformes; Liparidae
Gene: tor2a
Product: torsin family 2, member A
Exons: 5
Coding region: 50-985 (311 amino acids)
Cellular component (GO): endoplasmic reticulum lumen; nuclear envelope
Molecular function (GO): ATP binding; ATP hydrolysis activity
Source: RefSeq, a predicted model, not a curated record
ACGGGGGGAAAGUUCUUCCGGUUUCUCUGCGCGCCAGCAGGCAGCCGAGAUGUUAGCCGUCCUGUCCGUGCUGUGUUUACACCUCUGUAGUCCGGUCUGUGGAGUGUUCCAGAAGCUCUACUGCAGCAUCUCAGACAGCUGCGAAUGUGACUUUAAGCCAAACAUCAGAGACCUGGAGUGGGACCUCUACAAGAAUGUGUACGGGCAACACCUGGCCCAGGACAUCGUGUCGGAGGAGGUGGCGAGGUUCCUUCAGAAUAAAAGCCCCGAGCGGCCCCUGGUGCUGUCCUUCCACGGCUCCUCGGGCACGGGCAAGACGCUGGUCAGCUCCAUUCUGGUCAACCACCUGUACGGCUCGGCCAUGAGCAGCCCCUUCGUCCACACCUUCGUGCCCGCGCUGCACUUCCCCUCGUCGGACCGGGUCCAGCAGUACAGGGAGGAGCUGAAGAGGUGGGUUCUGGGUAACCUGACACAGUGCGCUCGCUCCGUCUUCCUGUUCGAGGAGAUGGAGAAGAUGCCUCCGGGCGUCAUCGACAUUUUGGAGCCCUUCCUCGGCCCCUCGCACGUUGUGUUCCGCACCAACUACCGCAAGGCCAUCUACGUCUUCAUCGGCACCACAGGAGAGGAGGUGAUCCACAGGGAGGUUCUGGAGAGCCGGCAGGCCGGACUCGACCGGGAGGAGAUCCAGUGGGCCGACUUCCAGGACGCCAUCGCACAGGCGGCGUACAACAGCUCAGCCAGCGGUUUCUUCCGCUCCUCCGUCAUCAGCCAGAAGCUGGUCUCUCGCUUCGUGCCCUUCCUGCCGCUGAGCCGGCGCCACGUGGAGCGCUGCGCCCAAUCGCAGCUCUGCCAGCGAGGCAGCUGCGGCCGCGGCGACGUGGUGGCGUCGGUGGGCGGCGACAUGACCUACGACCCUGUGCCAGGUCACUACUUCUCCACCACUGGCUGCAAGACCGUGCCCGCCAAAAUAAACCUCUUCCUGUGAGAGGAAAGGACUCUCACCAACUACCCUCAGGGGGGGGGGGAGGGAUUGAACUCGCAGAGGUUCCCUGAAGGCAUUAUCGAACUGAACCAGGAGUCACGUGAUGCUCCGGCCUCCCCUUUUAACUUAUGAACUCUGGAGUUGGUACGUUCAUAUUUCAGCCGCCGUAUUUAUUCAGUUAUCAUGGAUCUUUUUUCUCAACAUGCAGUUUUUUUUUGUGUGUUUGAGAAUUCGACUACAAAGGGAUAGAAAUGUAAAAAACAAAUAUUUUGUUGAUUUAAAUCUGAAUGUUUUAAUUUGUGUGGGGAAAAAAGCCAACAUUUGUCUUUCAGUCACUCCACACACAAAAAUCUAGAAGAAGAAUUGGGGUGUAAUUCCUCAAGAGAUUUAGAGAAUUGAGAAUGAAUAUCAUUUAAUUAAAUGCAUAUCCUUGAUUAAGAACCUAAAUAUCCUUGAAAUAUCAUCUUCACUCCUCCUAACAACACGUUGUACAUACUUCAUGUAUUAAAACAUGUACGACGUCCACAAGUAUUCAUCUUCCA